CCCUCUGCGAAUUGAGUGCCGCCCUUUCACAUCUCCGUCCCUCGAAGCCUCUCGAAUCGCCGUCAAUUUCGAUUCAUCAACGAUUUCAUUCGCAAUCCCGGAGGAAGGAAACCUAAAGUUGAUCUUGAUCGUUUGCUAUCUCCAGUCGAAUCCUUCGAUCGUCAGAGAAGUUCGUCCGGUCUUGCAGUUUUACUGCCUCUCUUUGUUUUCGAGUCUUCUUGCUCUUCGGUGAUCUUAUGCUUCCUCCGUUUUGAAUGGUCCUUUGGUUUAGGAGCUUUAGGUAAAUAUCUGCUGCCAUCCGUUUUUGGCGUUGUUCGUAUCCGGAGAUACUCGUGAUCCUUGGUUGUUGAUUUGAUAUGCAUCGGUGUUAAUUUGUUCUUUUUGCUCUUGUGUUUUUGUUAUAAUUGCAAGAAUAGCGUUGUUGAGGCGUUAAUGAUCUGUUCGUGCUGCGUGUAGUACAUAACUGAGAUCGAGUACCUGUUGAUAUAUCCUGUGGGUUUCCUUCAUGUUCAUCUCGAUAUACGUUUGCUUGUCCUAUUAAGAAGCUGUUAUUUCUCCCCUGCUUGUUAUAAUUCAUAGCCUUUCUUAAAUCGGAUAGUUGUUAAAUUGUUUUUCCUGCACCUCUUUGGUUUCAUUUCUUCCUAGUGUGAUGCUCUUCUUGCUUGCUGAAUUUCUUUUUCGCACGGACUGUUCUUAAUCCCUUGAAUUUUGCUGAGAUCGUCUAAGAUUUAUAGGUGUGGUGGUAGCUCUUGUGUCUAAAGUGUCAGGUUAUUUUCGUCAAAACAACAGGGGGAAAAGAGAAAAGGGGAAGAAGGGGCAGCAGGUUCCUAGGAGAACUACAAUUUAGUGGACUUACGAUGAUGUUCAUGAUUUCUCGUUUUGAAUGGUGAUUUGCAUGCUUUUAUCAGUAUAACAUAGCUUAUGCAGUGUGGAGAACGUGAGAUGAAUAAUUUAUUUAACGGGACUUUCCUUGACAGGAUGGUUUCUUUAGGAUAGGUAGGAAAGGUAGUAAAUCGAAUAUGUCUUAGGCCCCAAACUAGUUGAUUUUACAUGUCAUAUUUCUUAAUGUGUUUAUGUUUCUUUCUAUGCAGUUGUCAUGUAAAUUACACUUAGAAUGUCUGCCAUUGAGCCAAGAUCAUUACUGUUAUUUUGACAAAACUUUCAUGUCAAACUCACACAUCAGGUUUAGUCUCUCAGGAUGUCUUCGUAUUGAUGCUGUUAAAUGUGUGACUUUGGGAAUACUGCAAGUGUGGAUAACCUGAUUCCUCAUGCCCGAUGGUUUACUAGAUUUUGUAAAAUCAUGAUUACUUGUGUUGUGAUCCAAUGAAUUCAAAUAUUUUAUUGUACUCAUUUUUAAUGUUACGGCUUAAUAAUGGGAUGAUGAACAAUGUGCUUAUGCACACUUACUUCUUAUAAAUGUAAUCUUAUUGGCCGACUUAAAAAUGUCUCGGUGAAGACAAUAGAUGUAGAAGGGAGAGACCUGCAAAUAGGGUCGAGCUUGCUUGAGACUUUAAAUUAGGUUCCAAUACCAUGGUUAUUAUGUGUACAGACAAAAUAUUUUGUAAUCUCACACUGGAUGUUGCCAAUUUCGACUUGAUCCUUAACCACCAGCAUUUUGGUAAAAUUUUCCAUAUUUUCAUCUCUUUGUUUUGUUGGUAGAGUUCACGUCUUUCAGCCAUAUGUCGAUGGAUUAGUUGUGUACCUCGUGUAUAUCUCUUUUGGUUGGUCGAAAGAACCAAGUAUGAGUAAGUUGCAUGCAGGUUUAUCCAUUGUAACUGGUGGUGGAAUGAUUAGGUAGAUCUUCAUGGUCAGAUUUGGCAAAAUUGGUAGCUAGCACAGGUAAGACAUGAAAGAACUGCAUCCUGAUGUUGGUGGUAAAUAAAAUUGCUAACUGGAGGAGUGAGCCAUCGUUGGACAAACGUGAAAUUUAUAUGUAUGUUAAUGUUCGCGAAUCAGAGAUCUUCUGUGGAAGAUGAAGCUGGCAGCAAGCUAAGACACCGAGGGUGUAUCUGUUGCUGAUGUACUUUUUGUUCGAUUUGGUUUUCAAACUGCUUCGAAUGCAAAGUGAUCGAUCAUUAGGGGUCACUUUUCAGUGCUGGAGAUACGAGAGAGCUUCAUUGCAGCAUAGCAAUGUCUUUAUGGAGCUUUAAAUCUUGCUUGUUCUGACUGUUCCAAUUUUUAAAGUGAUGCUGAUAGAAGCUGUUCAACAUAUACUUGGAUUCUAUUGUUCAUAACAUGAAUUGGUCCACUGCUAUGUUGAAGAAACCUACAGUCUUGCACGCUUUUCCUGGUUUGAUGGGCUGCCAACUGCUUGUUGUAGGUAGGAACAACAUCGCUAAACAUCACUGUGAUUGCAGGUGCAUCAACUCUUGUAGUUGGCUUGCCAUAAUUGACUGGCAACGAGAAAUCAGCAUUAUUAGAUGGAGGGUUUGGCUGAUCAUUGUGAAUCUCCCAUCUUGGAGCCAAAAAUCAGCCAAGAUGAUGGAACAGAGAAUUCUAUCAAUUGCACUGAAUCGUCUGAUAGAAACUGUGGUAAGCCACAAGAUUUGACAUACACUCCAGACCUUCUUGCUGAUGAAAGACUGGCCAAAGGGCUUUUUCAGUAUGGAUGCCCACAUUAUCGACGAAGGUGUCACAUUAGGGCACCAUGCUGUGGCAAGAUUUUUUAUUGUCGGCAUUGCCACAAUGAGGCCAUGAACUCAAUAGAUGUCGAGAGGAGGCAUAGACAUGAACUUCCACGUCAAGAAGUUCAACAGGUCAUAUGUUCGCUGUGUGGCACUGAGCAAGAGGUGCAGCAAAUUUGCAUAAAUUGUGGUGUUUGUAUGGGAAAAUACUUCUGUGGGACUUGCAAGUUGUUUGAUGAUGAUGUCUCAAAGCAACAAUACCAUUGUAGUGGAUGUGGAAUCUGCAGAAUUGGUGGACGAGAGAACUUUUUUCAUUGCUUCACAUGUGGUUGCUGCUACUCGAUCGUGUUAAAGAACAGCCAUUCAUGUGUGGAAGGAGCAAUGCAUCAUGAUUGUCCUGUUUGUUUCGAGUAUCUGUUUGAAUCCACAAAUGAUAUAAGUGUGCUGCCAUGUGGCCACACCAUUCAUGUAAAUUGCUUGAAGGAAAUGCAACAGCACUUGCAGUUUGCUUGCCCGCUUUGCUCCAAGUCUGUAUGUGACAUGUCAGAAGUGUGGGAAAUUUUGGACAUGGAGAUAGCAGCCACACCAAUGCCUGGAUCGUACCACAAUAAAAAGGUUCGCAUCUUAUGCAAUGACUGUGGAGCGAUCUCAGAGGUUCAAUUCCAUGUCGUUGGACAAAAAUGCCUUAAAUGCAAAUCUUAUAACACUCGCCAAACUUAACAUCAGGCAAAAACAAAGGCUUGGAAUCUAGAACGACAAAUGACUGAUCAAGACAACCUUCAUUGAAUUCAAUAAGAGAGGUUGAUUCUUCAGAUGGCUGCAGUAGUAUCCUUCCUUCCAAGCACUUGUUUAGCUGCUGCUUCAGUGAUCCUCCUCCAUUCAAGAGUCGUGGCACACAUUUUAGAGGCUUCUCUGUUGUUUGUUGAUGUAAUUAAAGUGGUGGCGUGAAAGCUAUUAAGUUGAUGACUUUUAUUAUUACUAGGAUGUGAGAUGCUGAACACACAAAUAUGGGCAUUGGAAAUGCAGGUCUCGGAGCUGAAGGAUCCGUCAGGAUCACUGAUUUCAUGCUAGGGAGGGCCGGAUAGGACCCUUGCGUUGAA
This is a messenger RNA of Musa acuminata AAA Group (dessert banana), 3724 nucleotides long. Its product is annotated as probable E3 ubiquitin-protein ligase RZFP34. The coding region runs from base 2421 to 3344 and encodes 307 amino acids. The transcript has 13 exons. Gene Ontology annotation, molecular function: zinc ion binding. The record is from RefSeq and is a predicted model, not a curated record. Lineage: Eukaryota; Viridiplantae; Streptophyta; Magnoliopsida; Zingiberales; Musaceae.